Molecule: messenger RNA, 4971 nt
Organism: Frieseomelitta varia
Lineage: Eukaryota; Metazoa; Arthropoda; Insecta; Hymenoptera; Apidae
Product: DNA (cytosine-5)-methyltransferase PliMCI-like
Exons: 15
Coding region: 204-4490 (1428 amino acids)
Cellular component (GO): nucleus
Molecular function (GO): chromatin binding; zinc ion binding; DNA binding
Source: RefSeq, a predicted model, not a curated record
ACAACCGUCAGUAUCAUGUUCUUAUCAUUAUGUACGUAUGUGCUAUUCAGCUGAAAUUUGUAGCAUACUAUUAAUUGAAAAUAUGAAAAAUAUGUUCAUUUAUAAUUAUUUUUAAAGCUAUAAAUACAUUCCUAGUGUAUUUAUUUUGACAUAAAUAUAACAAGAAAUUGAUAUUUUUACGAAAAUUUUCUAUCUACUACAACAUGAUAUCUACUAUCAUACCAAAGGCGGAAAACUACAAUAUAAAAAAACAAAUACAGAAUGAAAGUGAUAUAAAAGAGCAGCAAAUAUCUUUAAAUGAUCAAAUUACUGAUACAAACGGAACAGUGACCAGUACUAUGAUAUUCAAAGAAAACAAUAACGGUACAAAAAAACUACGUAAUGGAAAAUAUAUUAAUAUAGAUUCUACAUCUGGUUUGAGUAAAAUUAAUGGAGAUUCAAGAAUUGUUAAAAGAAAAAUUAACGGGGCUGAAGAAUUGGAAGUAAAAUCUGCUAUGUUGACACUAAAAGAAAAGAUAAUUUGUAAUGACAACCCUGACCUAAUAUUAACAAAUCAACAACAAUCAGAUUCAGGUGAUGAAUCUGAGAACAUUCAAAAGAAAACUAAGACUGAAAAUACAAUAAAAACAGAAGAAUCUAAAAUAUUAUCCCAGAAAUCAGUUAAUGUGAAUCAAAAAUGUGAAUAUUGUUGUCAAAAAUUAAUAAGCCCAGAUAUAAAAAUAUAUCCUGGUCAUCCUAAUGGUGCAGUAGAAGAAAUGAUUGCAUUAACAGAUCCUAGAUUAUCUUUAUUCACAGGAGAAGAAGUUGCAGUUCAUGAAAGUGAUGUAAGGCCACAAAAUAAAUUAACUCAUUUCUGUGUAUAUGAUAAGAAUGGGCAUUUGUGUCCUUUUGAUAUUGGUUUAAUUGAGAAAAAUGUGGUCCUUUAUUUUUCUGGUUACAUGAAACCUAUAUAUGAAGAAAACUCAUGUCCAGAAGGAGGUGUGCCUACAAAAGACAUGGGACCAAUAAAUGAAUGGUGGGUGUCAGGAUUUGAUGGUGGUGAAUUAGCACUUGUAGGAUUCACCACAGCAUUUGCAGAAUAUAUAUUGAUGGAGCCUGCUGAAGCAUAUGCUCCAUUUAUGGAUUCUGUAAAAGGAAAGAUUUACAUGAGCAAAAUAGUCAUAGAAUUCUUAUUAGAUGAAGACAAUCCUACAUACGAAGAUUUGUUAAAUAAACUACAGACUGUAGUUCCACCAAAAGGAUUAUCUAGAUUUACAGAAGAUUCUUUGUUACUAUAUGCACAGUUCAUCUGUGAUCAAGUUAUUUCUUUUGAUGCAUCAGCAAGACCAGAAGAUUCUUUAUUAAUUACAAGUCCGUGCAUGCGAGCGUUAGUAACACUUGCUGGUGUGACAUUAAAUAAGAGAAUUGCAUUACGCAGAACACAACCUAGAGAUUCAAAAAAUAAAAAGAUUACCUGGACAAAAGCUACAACUACAAAAUUAGUUAAUAAUAUGUUUGAAACGUUUUUCUCUGACCAAAUAGCUAAAAAUAAUGACAAAGAAAUGUCGGGACCUAAAAGACAUAGAUGUGGGGUAUGUGAAACUUGUCAGCAGCCAGAUUGUGGAGUUUGUAUAUCUUGUAAAGAUAUGGUUAAAUUUGGUGGAUCUGGAAGAAGUAAACAAGCAUGUAACAGACGUAGAUGUCCAAACAUGGCUAUACAAGAGGCGGAUGAUUCAGAUCAAGAAGAUGAUGAUUUUAAUGAUACUUCGGUAGAAAAUGUAAAAAUUACUCAAAAAAUGAUUUUGAAAGAAUUUAAACACGUAGAAAAAGAAAUUACAUGGGUUGGAGAGCCAAUUAUAAAUGAUGGACGAAGAACAUUUUAUAAGUCUGUCAUAGUUGUUGAUGAAGAAAUAAAAGCAAAUGAUUGCGUUUUAAUUGAAUCUAACGAUCCUACUGUACCAUUACAAGUAGCUAAAGUUAUUUAUAUGUGGGAAGAUAAAAAUGGUGCAAAAAUGUGUCAUGCCAAUUGGUUCAGAAGAGGUAGUGACACUGUACUUGGUGAAACAUCAGAUCCUUUAGAAUUAUUCUUGCUUAAUGAAUGUGAUAAUGUUCCUUUUACUUCCAUCAAAUCCAAAGCUAUCGUUAUUUAUAAAACUUGUCCGAAAGAUUGGAAUAAAUUAGGAAAUACAGAUAUAUUAGAUGAAAUACAAAAUAAGGAUGGAAAGGUAUUUUUUUAUCAAAAAACAUAUACUCCCGGUACAGCUCGUUUUGAAGAUUGUGCUCCGGAUCCUGAAUGUCCACGAAAAGAAAUCAGUCAUCGAUUUUGUCCUGCCUGUGUACGUUUUACUACAUUGCAAUGUUAUUAUACACCAAAAGUUUUUGACCGCAGAGAAGAAAAGAGCAACAAAGAAGUAACAUAUAGUAUGGUAAAAUAUAAGGACGAAGAAUUUAGAGUUGGUUCUGCUGUAUUUUUAAUGCCAGCAGCUAUAAAAUAUAAAUUUACAUCUACAUAUCAUCUUUCUCCAAAAAUAAAGAAGGGCAAAGUAGAUGAAGAUAUGUAUCCCGAAUAUUAUCGAAAAUCAUCAGACCAUGUAAAGGGAUCAAAUUAUGAUACGCCAGAGCCAUUUCAUAUUGGAUACAUAAAUUCAAUCUAUGCAACUACUAAUAAUAAAUUAGUUGCAUCAUCUGAUAUAUGGAUUAAAAUAAAUAAAAUGUAUCGACCAGAAAAUACACACAAAGGACUUACAUUAAUGCAACAAGUUGAUCUUAAUAUGGUAUAUUGGAGUGACGAAGUUUGUGAUGUUAAAUUUUCGGAUGUAGCCGGAAAAUGUUAUCUAGCGUAUUCGGAAAAUUUAGAUCAAUCUGUAGAAGAAUGGACUGCUGCUGGACCAAAUCGUUUUUAUUUUUCUCAAGCAUAUAAUGCCUUAGAAAAAACAUUUAUUGAUCCACCGUAUCAUGCUAUGAACAUUGGAAAAUCUGGAACUAGUAAAGGAAAAGGAAAAGCUAAAUGCAAAAGUAAAAAAUUAGAGAAUAGUGAUAAGAAAUUAACUGAUAUACCAAUAGAAUAUAGUAAAGUAACAAAAAAGUUGAAGACAUUAGAUGUUUUUGCCGGUUGUGGUGGAUUAUCUGACGGAUUACGACAAGCUGGUAUUAUUGAUAAUCGAUGGGCAAUUGAAAAAGACGAACCAGCCGCAUGUGCAUAUCGACUCAAUAAUCCUAAUACAACGGUAUUUUGCGAAGAUUGCAAUAUACUUUUACGGAAAGUUAUGAGUGGUGAUCUUUGUGAUAAUAGUGGACAACGUUUACCUCAAAAAGGAGAAGUAGAAUUAUUGUGCGGUGGUCCACCUUGUCAAGGUUUUAGUGGCAUGAAUCGUUUUAAUUCACGGCAAUAUUCAUUAUUUAAGAAUUCUUUAGUAGUAUCAUGUUUGUCCUAUUGUGAUUAUUAUAGACCAAAAUUUUUUAUUAUGGAAAAUGUUAGAAAUUUCGUAUCAUUUAAACGAAGUAUGGUACUUAAAUUAACAUUAAGGUGCCUUGUACGAAUGGGUUACCAAUGUACAUUUGGUAUUUUGCAAGCUGGAAACUACGGUAUUCCACAGACAAGAAGAAGGCUAAUAAUAUUAGCUGCUGCACCUGGUGAAGUCCUUCCAAAAUACCCUGAACCAACCCAUGUAUUUAGCAAACGGGCUUGUCAACUAAGCGUUAUUGUUGAUAACAAAAAAUAUUCAUCAAAUUGCGAUUGGGUGGAAUCAGCACCAUAUAGAACGAUUAGUGUUCGUGAUUCGAUGUCUGAUUUACCUAAUAUACGAAAUGGAUGGAAUAAGGAAGAAAUAGCUUAUAACGAUGAACCAAUAUCUCAUUUUCAAAGAAAAGUAAGGCCCAAAGAACCCGAUACAAUAUUAAGAGAUCAUAUUUGCAAAGAUAUGGCUCCGCUGAUUGAAGCGCGAAUAGCACACAUUCCGACUGCAAGUGGGUCUGAUUGGCGAGAUCUACCAAAUAUAAUAGUACGUUUAUCUGAUGGAACAUAUUCAAAAAAACUAGAAUAUACGCAUCAUGAUAAGAAAGCAGGUAAAAGUUCUACUGGUGCAUUUCGUGGUGUAUGUAGCUGUAGUGUUGGUAAGAUAUGUGAUCCAAUGGCUAGACAAUAUAAUACUUUAAUCCCGUGGUGUUUACCUCAUACUGGAAAACGUCAUAAUAAUUGGGCGGGCUUAUAUGGUAGAUUAGAAUGGGAUGGAUUUUUUGGUACUACCAUCACUAAUCCCGAACCUAUGGGUAAACAGGGCCGUGUUCUACAUCCGGAACAAACCAGAGUUGUGAGUGUAAGAGAGUGUGCUAGAUCACAAGGUUUCUCUGAUUCUUUCCGCUUUUACGGAAGUAUACUUGAUAAACAUCGUCAGAUUGGUAAUGCAGUUCCACCACCAUUAGGUGCUGCGUUAGGUUUCGAAAUUAGAAAAUGUUUAAAAGAUGCCGAUGCUAAUCAGUUAGAAAAGAAAAUGGAAGAUUUUUAUGAUUGAUAACAAUAUAACACGCAUAUUCUUUACGAAAAAUACUUUAAAUAUUAUUUGAAAUCUUAAUGGUAGCAUAUUAAGUUAAAAAUUUUUUUUUAUUUACAUAAGUUUUUCUGCAUGCGUUUAGUGUGGAUGUUUUUACUAGUUACAUGACCAAAAGUAUUAUGUGAUGCAUAUUUAUGCAAUGUUAGUCGUAAAGAAUAUAUUUUUUUUAUAUGUAAUAAUUAUCAAAGGUAGAUAACAAUAUUAACUAAACUUUGUCUACAACAAUGAAUUGGAGAAUUAUAUUAAGUAAAAUGAUAUAAGUUGGUUUAGUAAAAUCCCAAACGAGAUACAUGGAUGGACCUACAUGCAAUGUAGUUUUUUGUCCUAUAUUCGUGAGGUCCUAGAACCUCAAACCGUCGUACCAAUUGUUGAUGACAUUUGUUGUUGAAAUGUUGAUAUUUUUAUCUUAAAAAUUAUGUAUGUAUUGAAUUGAAUGAUAACA